CAGAAAUUUGUUUGAUGGAUUUCCCCACUCAGCUAACGCCCCUGUCCCUAUGAACAGCGCCUGUGGAAGUAGCACACUUCUAAAGUUCAGGGGGUCGUCGUGAAAACCGAAAGUCUCCAAAGUCAUUGGCAUUGACGGAAUUUGCAUGCUGAUGCUAAAAAAUUUGAGUCCCACCGGAAUGGCAUAUCUCACCAAGGUUCCCAAUUGGUCAAUGGCCCAUCCCAUAAUUCUUGACGUAUGGAAAUUGGGGAGAGUGGUCCCGUUGCUUAAACCGAUAACGCUAAUCCCGCACUUUACGUCCUAAAGACUCAAAUAACUCGUGGCCUUACCUAUAAUUGCCCGUGUGAGAGAACAGUCCUAGUGGCUUUGGACCUGUCAAAGGCGUUUGGCAGUGUCUGUCAUUGGAAGCUUCUAGGAAAGAUCGAAGAUUAUCUCCCACAGGGGUUCAAACGGUGGCCGGCAAGUUACACGAAUGAUUGGCAGUGGUCAAUAACCUUUCAGUGGCAAAUAUCAAAACCUAGAAGAAUUAUGUAAGGGAUUCCAAAGGUGGUGUCCUUUCCGCCCUACUGUUUGACUUCUGUAUAUCGAAGCUUCCUCUACCACCGUAGGGAGUUUCCUGGAUCGCAUUGCUGCCGAUUGUUCGAUAUUUUUUGUUCGUCAAUGGAAUUGAUGACCUCUGCUCGAAACUAAACGGCUACCUAACUCUCUCAACGACAAAAUCAACGGAGACCCUCUUAACCUCCUGGACGAAGGACGUUGAAGGCAUGCGCGCAGUGAAGAACCUGAAAGGGGCUACCUUUGACAGCCUGCUUUCCUUCCCCAUGCACACAGCUGAAAUUUUCAAUAUCGCAGACAAAGGGUCUCGACUGCCACGAGAGUCCCACGCUACUCUGGUACAAUUAUGGUAAGGAAAUUGCACCCGCCUCAACAGCUACUUGUCCAGUCUCUCCCCAGAUAUCCCCAAUGAGUGUCCGCCAUGUGGAGGCUUCCCCAUUAAACCAAACAACUCUUCACAUCUCAGCUCAAUCCAACUCAGCCAACAUCCCUCUCCCUCUGGUCCGACCCCAUCGAAAUAGCUGUUUUCUUGGUCCUGCCGAUAGAUAAGCUUGACGACAACGAUGUGUGGGCGAACCGGCCCAGGUGGGGUGAGUACUGCCGCUACAACAGCAGCAACCACAAUCACAGAAAUUGCUCUGCCGACAGAACGCCACCUACAUAGUGAGGCCCAAAUGCUCCCAGUAAGGGGGAACAAAAUCAUUCGCAGCAAGCAGUUCUUAGUAGACAAAGACACUUGCUCGAGCAGAAACCUUCACCUAGGCAAUUCAGAAGGCAUAUCUACCUGAUGGGCGAGGUCCUAAGUACAACCAGCAUUACACACGGCACUCUUUAGUCUGGCAAACAAUGGCAUUCAAAGGGAGGCUAUAACCACCUACGCAAACUCCCAUGAAUGUAGUCAACGGGGUCAGAUCACCACUUGUGGACGAAACUGAGCUUCAACUGCAGGCUAAACUACUUGUCCAGACCAGGCCCCGACGUUGUCAAUGUGGGUCCGUUAUGUGAAGGGUCCCCCCUACGACACCAACCACAUCUUCACAUGCCCACUCAACUAACACCCCUCUCCCUCUGGUCCGACUCCGUAAAAUUAAGAGAUUCAAAACAAGCGAAUCACUAACGUGCGUCUGCAGUGAUAAUGACCAUAUACUCGUAUAGGUUGAGCGACUGCUGCUGUGCUGAUAUUCUUUGGUCAAAACCGCGGUUUGGAAGUAGUGCGACGAACCUUAAACCGACCUAUGGAUAAGUCAAACAACCAGUUAGGGGGCAAAGUGCUGCUAAAACAACAAACACAAUAGAAGAGAAACUCGCAAUUUGUUGAGAAAGCAACUCUAUGUUUUGCUGCAGGAUGUCGUAUAAUGUCUUCCAAGCAACAUCUUUAACACGACAACGAAGCUGCAGCCGCUGCAAGAGUUCAUUAACCACAGCCCUAAACAAGUUAAGCUGUGACGCAGUCAGAAAAAGCCGCAGUACCAGGGAAAACGACAUUAUGCUCGUAGGCUGGCCCUACUGUCGAAAUAGAGACAGACCUAACGUUGAACACAGCGAAAACUAGUCAGAAAUAUUUAGGGGACUCAACGAGCCGCGUCCUGACCUUUGGAUCCACUCUAUACAACUUUCAUAGCUACCUAUUGCGGUUCAACUCAGAUAUGACACAUGCGAGCAGGGCUCCCACGACGACCCACAGCUUUGCACAAGUUUCUCCAACCCGAAGACUAUGACCCCAAAACCGCUCUAUUUAUCACCUAUAGACGUCAUCAAUUUACUUGAUCACAGCCUCACCUCGUCGCAAGGCGAAGAUGGCAUAGGCACGUUUUACCUCCCGCUCGGAUGUUGUCAUCAGGGACCAACCGCCACCCACCAGACGAAUUGCCUCGAUAAACUGGUGUAACUUCGCCGGUCUAAAUAUUGUGGCAGGCUCCAGGAUCAGCCCAAAUUAAAUAAACAUAGCAUCAAACAAAUCCAUCUUACGACGCUCUCAAUGGACCCCCUUGUUAUAUUUAGAGAAAAGGUACAUAUCGACACCUGUGUAGCAGAUCGACCUAUCUCGGCAGCCAGUUCGAAAACAUCCUAUCUCAGAAAACUUUUCAAGGACGCCCCGUUUUAGAAUUCGAUUCAAAAAACGCCCUGUCUCGACUGCCGAUUCAAAAACACCCAAUCUCAACAUAUUUUCAGUUGGGAUAGGGCGUUUUUGAAAAGUUUUUUGAGAUAGGACGUUUUCGAACUGGCCGCUGAUAUACAUAGGUCCAUCUUCCACUCACGGUUCGAUAUAUUGAAUUAGAAACUUAACGAUUUCAGAAAUGUGUUAUUUUACUUUGGAUCAAUUUAAAACCCGAGAAACAUUUAAAAAUUAAAUUUUCCAGUCUAUCGAUUUUUUUUUUACUUAAAACGACAAUCAAUCGCAAAUUUUUACUCACCCUACUGCACAUUGCCCAAGACCAAAUCCUCAUUGUGAAUGCCGCCUCUCGUAAAACAAUCAAAUUUUACCCGUCAAUUUUUUUUUUUUUUUGAAAAUUUGAUUACCAGCAAGGAAAUAAUGUAAAUUUCAAAAACGUACAUUUCUUUGUUUUUCUACUGCGAAUACACAGGCGAUGGAACCAAGUCGCACGCGAGUUUGCAUUUGCUAUUUGAUAUCGACAUUGCUAAUAGGUUUCUUCAUCUAUAUACUGGUCUCGAGCAAUUUGGAGAACAGACGCAAACUCGGCCGACUGCGCGAGGAUGUAGAUGAGAUUGCGCACGUUGUGCUGCAUGCUGCGCCGGGACAAGGUGAAACAAAACAUCUGAGUGAAAUUAUUGACGGUAUUCUGAAGAAGCGACUGGCCGGUAUUUGGGAUGAUUUGUAUGCGAUGAAAAAGCAGUUACGACUCACUGAGUGUGCGGGUGUACGGCUGUCAGCGCCACAGACCAUGGCCGAGGGUGGUGGUGGUGGUGGUGGUGGUGGUGGCGGCAGCGUCGGCGAUGGUGCGUUAGUGGAGCGAUCAAUGCGAGCGCACGUCAAUUACGCAGCGGAAGAGUUGGGUGCGAAGGUGUAUGAUGUGAAGGCGGAGCCGCUUGAUAGCGGCAAUGUGGUGAGAUCAGUGCUAGGGCUGCAAUACAGCGCAAAUCCGCCAAUAAAUAUGCUAAAGCCAGGAAUGGAGCCGGGUAAUUGCUUCGCCUUCAAGCGGGCACAGGCGGUGGUGACCAUCAAACUGGCACAGGCGAUAUACGUGGAGAGUUUCGAGUUGGAGCAUCUAUGUAAAGGCAAUGCGCCCAACAAUGAUACUAGCAGUGCGCCAAAGGACUUUGAGGUUUAUGGCAUCAUGGCCACUUCCUGGCAGGAAUUCAAAAUGGGCGAUUUUACGUAUGCAAAUCAGCAACCACCAGCGCAAAAUUUCGCUGUGCAGUGCGAAAAUAAAUAUCUUUACGUGCGCUUCAAGUUCAAGUCCAAUCAUGGGCAUGCAGAAUAUACCUGCGUUUAUCGUGUUGCAGUCUACGGUCGCAGUGAGAAGUAGUAAGGAGGCAGAUUUCUUAUUUUGGACAAUGAAUGCUAAGCGAUCCAGAAAUGCGUAUUAUAUGCAGCAUUAUUUUGUAUACAAUGUGUAUUAUGUACAUAACCCCGUAUAGUAUUUAUUAUGUGGAUUUUUUUUUUUUUUUUUGUUAUCUCUGAGGUAUAGUAUUUGUUAAAUUUCU
Rhagoletis pomonella (apple maggot) is the source of this 4221-nucleotide messenger RNA. It is a transcript of the gene spag4, whose product is annotated as SUN domain-containing protein 3. NCBI's taxonomy places the organism in Eukaryota, Metazoa, Arthropoda, Insecta, Diptera, Tephritidae. Gene Ontology annotation, molecular function: protein-membrane adaptor activity. The record is from RefSeq and is a predicted model, not a curated record. The transcript is spliced from 5 exons. Gene Ontology annotation, cellular component: meiotic nuclear membrane microtubule tethering complex; nuclear envelope. Gene Ontology annotation, biological process: nuclear envelope organization. The coding region runs from base 3144 to 4043 and encodes 299 amino acids.